AUGGCAUCAUCAAGAGCUAUAAUCAACUCAAUUCUUGCUCUUAGGAUUUUAAUUCUAUUGUUAUGUGCUGCUUCCCUUGCGAUAAUAGUUAUUACUAUGCUCCGUGGAAGCAUCAAAUCCGAAUUUCGUGGUAUCAAGAGCUAUAGGUAUGUGGUAGCUGCCGCAUCAGGUGGAAUUUUAUACUCAUUGAUUCAGCUGCCUUUCGCAAUGUAUUAUGCCAUCAAAGAGAAGAGAUUGAUUAGAGGCAAAUUUCUCCCAACGUUUGACUUCUAUGGAGAUAAGGUGAUAGCAUUUUUGCUGGCAAGUGGUGUUGGUUUGGGGUUUGGGGUGAGCUUUGAAUUCAAAGAUAUAAAAAGUGGAGAAACCAUAGAAAGGGGGUACAUUGCAAGUGGUCUGUUGAUGGGUGGAUUUAUAACAAUGGCUUUACUCACCAUUCUUACUUCCAUGAACCGCAAAGGAAGAAGAUUUUAGCUUGCUAGGCUUCACAAAUAAAAACUCGAUGGUGUGUCAUAUGUCUUUUUGUUCAUCCUAUUAUAUAUUUUUU
Molecule: messenger RNA, 544 nt
Organism: Capsicum annuum
Lineage: Eukaryota; Viridiplantae; Streptophyta; Magnoliopsida; Solanales; Solanaceae
Product: CASP-like protein 4D1
Exons: 3
Coding region: 1-471 (156 amino acids)
Source: RefSeq, a predicted model, not a curated record